AUGUUCCUACCAAUUAUCUUGGUGACGGUCUGUCUUGCCAGUACCUCGGUCUUGGCUUCAUACGACAAAACAUUCUACGACGUGGAAGACGCUGAGAACCUGUUCGAUGACUUUCUCCAAGAACAUAAAAAAGUAUACAACCGUAGAGAGUAUAACGAAAGGCUUGCAAUUUUCAAGAAGACAUUAAAACAUAUAAAUGAGCAAAAUGAGAAAUUUCCUGAUACCGUAUUUGCAUUAAAUCACUUCGCUGACUUGAAGCCUCACGAGUUAGAGUGUUAUCGUGGUUUCAAACUCCCAAAAGAUGUGAAUUUGACGAAAGUUGAAAUCACCGAGGGAUUGGGUAGUGCGCCUGAAUCAUUUGACUGGAGAAAACAAAAUAAGGUUACACAUGUUAAGAACCAAGAGCAAUGUGGCAGCUGCUACAUCUUCAGUGCUGUUGGUGAUAUUGAAGGGCAGUACGCUAUUAAACAUGGCCAGCUUGUAUCUUUGUCCGAAAUGCAAGCUCUCGACUGCCUUACUGUUGGAACUUGUGGAGGAGGAUACAUGCAUCAAGUUAUGCAGGAAUUAGCUAAACGACCAAUGAAGUUGGAGAGGGAAGAUGAUUAUCCCUAUACAGCACCACCCAAACAAGACUGUCAUCAUGACCCCAGCAAGGGAGUUGUCCAGUGCAUAAGUGGUAAAAAACUAUCAAUAAUGGACGAAGAACAGCUGAAGACCCAAUUACACAAACGUGGCCCUAUGUCGAUUGCUUUAAACGCCGCGGACUUUGACUACUACACUAAAGGUAUACUAAUACCUAAUGUGUGCAAAGGGCAAGACCCAAAUCAUGGUGUACUUUUGGUGGGAUACGGAGAAGAAAACGGCAAAAAGUUCUGGAUAAUCAAGAAUUCGUGGGGAACUGGCUGGGGCGACGAAGGCUACGUAAGAAUAUUGCGAGGAGUCAACGCAUGCGGUAUUGGGUCUUACAUAGCCGAAUCCACUGUGGCAUAAUUCUCUAUUUUUACCUUUUCGGAGCAUCAGAAAAAA
Messenger RNA from Cydia splendana, 1026 nucleotides. Its product is annotated as procathepsin L-like. Lineage: Eukaryota; Metazoa; Arthropoda; Insecta; Lepidoptera; Tortricidae. The record is from RefSeq and is a predicted model, not a curated record. Gene Ontology annotation, molecular function: cysteine-type endopeptidase activity. The transcript has 5 exons. The coding region runs from base 1 to 990 and encodes 329 amino acids. Gene Ontology annotation, cellular component: lysosome.